CACUCGUAUCUCUCUUUCCUUGCAAAACCCCACCCCUUUCUUUCUUUCACUAUUCCCUAGUCCAUAGCCAAACCAAAAAUUUCCAAGAAAAAAUAUAUAACAAGUCACAACUUCAACACACAACAGAUCCUUAGCCAUCCAGUAGAGACCGAGUAAUGAGUAUUCUCUUCCCAAGAAGUUCCUCAGCAACAAAGAGGAAAAGGGUCAUUAGAGAACUUGUUCAGGGUCGAGAUUAUGCCACUCAGCUCAAGUUUCUGCUUCAGAAGCCUAUUGGCCCUGACGGGUCUGUUUCAGCCAAGGAACUUGUGGCCAAUGUGCUGAGAUCUUUCACUGAAACUCUCUCUGUGUUGACUUCUUCCGAGGUUGCAAUAAGUGGUGAUCAUCAUCGUGACGAAGUUGCUCAGAAUCUUGUAAUUUCCGGAGAAGAUGCCUCGCAGGUGGAAAGCAUUGAUCCGAGGUCUGAGGGUUCAACUGAGAGUAAGAAGGGAUCAAAGGAUCGGAGAGGGUCCUAUAAAAGAAGGAAGACUGAACAGACAUGGACCAUAGUUGCCCAAACUACUGAUGAUAAUCAUGCAUGGAGAAAGUACGGACAAAAGGAAAUCCUAAAUUCUCAAUUUCCCAGGAGUUACUUCAGGUGCACUAGGAAGUUUGAACAAGGUUGCCGAGCAACCAAACAAGUGCAACGGAUACAAGAGAAUCCUGAUAUGUACACCAUUACGUACAUUGGCUUUCACACAUGCAAAGACACCCUCAAGGCUCCACAAAUGGUGACACAUUCUGAAACUUGGGACUCAUUUCUUGGUCCUGACGCAAAUGAUGUGCCGAAUGAACAUGAUUCCACUAUUGGAUCACAAAGCCUGAUUGUAAAACAAGAAUAUCCCAACGAUGAGACUGAUCCAAGUGAUCUCACAGAUGCUAACUUUUGGUCUGAUUUCAAGGAUUUUGAACUAUCCAAUGACAAGCCUGCAGGUUUGAAAAUAGCAUCUGAAAAUGCAGAUACUGUGUAUUCAUGCACUGGCUCGAGAAGUUUGGACAUGGAUUUUGGGAUAUUCUCUUCUCAUUUCUGCAGCACCGAGGACUUCCACUUUGAUGAAAGCCAAUUGCUUUAGUUACUUCCGUAAUCUUCAACCAUGUAUUGAUCAGAUUGAAUAUUUUUAGAAUUUGCUUUUUCCAAGUUUCAUGUACACUAUGGAGAGAAUAAUUAACUAAUCAUUCUCACAUUUCAGUCUAAUGUAAUGUAUGUUAAUGUCUGUCUGAAAUGUGCUUUGAAAAGAUUGAUUCAAUAACAUAGACUGAGUCAAUUAUUUGUGGGUGCUACAUAUAUAAAACAUAUGUGUGCAUAUAUAUA
Molecule: messenger RNA, 1348 nt
Organism: Glycine soja
Lineage: Eukaryota; Viridiplantae; Streptophyta; Magnoliopsida; Fabales; Fabaceae
Product: WRKY DNA-binding transcription factor 70-like
Exons: 3
Coding region: 156-1109 (317 amino acids)
Biological process (GO): regulation of DNA-templated transcription
Molecular function (GO): sequence-specific DNA binding; DNA-binding transcription factor activity
Source: RefSeq, a predicted model, not a curated record